AUGAAUUCCGAAUCUUUCCCUGUUCACGAGGCCGCUCGUGAUAAUAAACCUUUGAUUGUGGAAGGGCUUCUUGCCGAAAACGGCAAAUUGGCUGUUUCCAAGGACUCCGAUGGUCGUACUCCUUUACAUUGGGCGUGUGCCAUGGGGAACGAGAAGAUCGUGGACUUGAUCUUGCCCCACAUGAAAAACGUUGAUAUCGACGAUUUGGUCGAUGAUGGCGGCUGGACACCUAUACACAUUCUUUGUGGUGUAGGUAACGAGCCGGUGCUAGACAAACUCAUGUCACAUGAGCCCCAGCCAGAUAUCAACCUUGCAACGACCACGGGAGUCACUGGGCUCCACAUUGCCGUGAGUAAGAACCACUACGAAUUGGUGAAAAAGCUUCUACAGCAAUACAAGGCGCUGGCACGUGCCAGAGACUCUCGGGGUCAAACACCGCUUCAUCGAGCUGCAGCCAUUGGGAGCGCUGUGGAGGUGAAGCUUUUGGUGGAGGCCAAGGCUAAUAUCAAUGCCACGGAAAAAGACGGGUGGACGCCCUUGCACCAUGCUUUGGCCGAGGGCCACGGUGAUGUCGGGGUGCUUUUGGUGGAAUUGGGUGCCAACAAGGAUGCAGAGACAGGGUCGGGAGAUAGACCGGCAGAUGUGGCGCCCGAGGGUGUCAGACGGUACUUUGAAGAGAGGACAUAA
Messenger RNA from Candidozyma duobushaemuli, 687 nucleotides. RefSeq lists its product as uncharacterized. The coding region runs from base 1 to 687 and encodes 228 amino acids. The transcript has a single exon. Gene Ontology annotation, molecular function: protein binding. NCBI's taxonomy places the organism in Eukaryota, Fungi, Ascomycota, Pichiomycetes, Serinales, Metschnikowiaceae. The record is from RefSeq and is a predicted model, not a curated record.